This is a messenger RNA of Lycium barbarum (goji berry), 699 nucleotides long. RefSeq lists its product as uncharacterized. The transcript is spliced from 2 exons. Bases 1 to 699 code for a protein of 232 amino acids. The record is from RefSeq and is a predicted model, not a curated record. NCBI's taxonomy places the organism in Eukaryota, Viridiplantae, Streptophyta, Magnoliopsida, Solanales, Solanaceae.
AUGAAUAAGAGUCCUAGUCCAGAUGGGUAUGAGAGUGGGUUCUUUAAAGCAAGUUGGAGUGUGGUGGGACAAGAUAUCUGUGAAGCAGUUCUGGAGUUCAUGAGAAAUGGUAAAAUGCUGAAGCAACUCAAUGCAACCCUGAUCUAUCUUAUCCCUAAGGUGAGUAACCCUACUAAUGCAAGCCAGUUUAGACCUAUUUCAUGCUGUAAUGUUUUGUACAAGUAUAUUUCCAAAUUACUUUGUACUAGACUAUCAACAGUUCUACCUUACCUAGUAAGUGAUAACCAAGCAACAUUUGUAAAGGGGAGAUCCUUGGUGCAUAAUGUCCUCAUGUGUCAUGAUUUACUCAGACACUAUAAUAGGAAGACAUCACCUAAGUGCUUGAUGAAGAUAGAUCUCAGGAAAUCUAAUGAUAUGGUACAAUGGGACUUUGUGCAGGAAAUGCUUGAGGGGUAUGGGUUUCCUCCUAAGUUCAUUCAACUGGUAAUGACAUGUGUGACCACUACUAGCUUUUUUGUUAAGGUGAAUGGGGAGAGUUGUGGUUAUUUUGAAGGACUGACUGCAAACUCUGAGAAAUCAAGUAUUUAUAUGGCUGGUAUGGAUGAUGAGAUGAAGGAAAAAUUGCUAACUCUUACAGGAUUUAGUCUAGGGUCAUUUUCUAUGAAGUAUUUGGGAUUGCCUCUAUCACCUAAGAAGUGA